This is a messenger RNA of Elgaria multicarinata webbii, 10365 nucleotides long. RefSeq names its product myosin XVA (gene MYO15A). NCBI's taxonomy places the organism in Eukaryota, Metazoa, Chordata, Lepidosauria, Squamata, Anguidae. The transcript has 68 exons. The record is from RefSeq and is a predicted model, not a curated record. Gene Ontology annotation, cellular component: myosin complex; cytoskeleton. Gene Ontology annotation, molecular function: protein binding; cytoskeletal motor activity; ATP binding. Bases 1 to 10365 code for a protein of 3454 amino acids.
AUGGUUAAGAAAGGGAAAGAUGAGGGCAAAGGCGGGAAGGGCAAGGGCAAGAAGGAGGCCGUCAGCGAGUCUGAGGAUGCGUCCGAUGCCGACCUCACCAAAAGCGAGAUGGGCAGCGAGUUGGUGGAGGAAGAGAGUGAAGAAGACCCGAAGCAGAAGAAAGGGAAGGACAAGAAAGGGGCAGCCAAAGCCGGCAAGAAAGGCGCAGCAGAUGAUGCCAAGAAGAAGAAAGGGGGCAAAGCCCAGCUGAAAGGGGCCACCAAGGCCAUGGCCAUGGCCAAGAAGGAGGCGGCCCCGCCCAAGAAGAAGCGGAGCUUGAAGAGCACGUCCAAGCUCUUCAUGGGCUUCAAAGGGGUGGGCCAGAAGAAGACUCCCAAGAAGAGCCAGUUCAAAAACAUGUCCCGCUUCUUCUGGGGCCUGAAGACGCAGAGCACCAAGAAGAAGAAGAAGAAGAAGAAGAACCAGGGGGUCCUCAAGUCCACCUCCAACAUCAUGAUGCGCUUCAAGGGGCUCGGGAAGAGGAAGAAGAAGAAAGAGGCGGCAGCAGGCGCGAAGAAGCCGGCGUUCAUGCUGAUACGACUGGGUGGUGGGAAACCGAAUGAGAACUUCAAGCCCCGGGCCCAAAUCGUCAGCAAAGUUGCUGCCACCACCGGUUGGCUGACCCGAAGAUUCCUGUCCAAACGUAACAGGUAUGCCUACAGUGAAAGGGUGACCGAUGAAUCCUGGCUCUCCAGGAUUGGGGCCAAGAAGCUGCCCUUCCCUUCGGGGGACGAGGUGCUGAGGCACCGAGCUAAUAUGAGAAGGGUCCCUGGGAACAACACACUCUAUGGCCAAACCCAGGACGAAUUUGGCUACUGGGACAACUUGGAUUCUGCCGCACUGCCAGAUUGCUACGAUGACUACCAAGAGGACAGUUACUACGACCCGCAGACCUCUUCCCAGUAUGGCUGUUCUAACUACGAUGAUGAGAACUAUGGCAGAAACCCCGUGGAUGAAGAAUAUGGGCUGGGAGAAGAACCGGUGGACUACUAUGAGCAAGACCAGUACGAUGACCACAACUACGAUGAUCAAGAUUAUGACCUCUCCACCUCUUACUCACCCUACCAACCUUACGAUGACUUCCAAAGCGGUUACGAAGAGCCCGUGGGGCCGCCCGGGCUCCAUUACGCAGGAGAAGAAGGGAUGGUGUAUCCGGCCGAAGACGAAGCCUACGCUCAGCACGAAGUCAGCUACAGCGAGCAGGAAUGGCCGCCUCAGACGCAGUCAGCGUACAACCCGUACGCCUAUCCGUUGGAUGACAUUGCGGAGAUGGACGAGGCCGAAAGAGCGGAGGAGGAGGAGGCAGGCUACCCUUUUGCUUUAUCGCAUUCUCCCUUUUGGGAACAGCAAGGGAUGGGGGGAAAUUUGCCUUCCCAGCUGUCAGUAAACAGGAAGUUCCGGCUUUUUCCGAGGCCCCAGGUGAAGCUCUUUGGCGUAGACAAGAUUGACGUCUCUCUUCCUCCUUCGCCACACAUUUCGCUGGCCUGUUUUGAUCCGGUGGAGGAGGAGGAGGAGGAGGAGGAAUUGGAACCUGAGGCCUUAACUUCUCCUUUUGCCCAGUUGGGUAGACAGCAUCAGGAUCCUCCCAGGCCGCGAGGGACCUUCUCAAAACUGUUGCCUGGUUUUAUUACCAGGCUUCAAAACCCUCGCUCCCCAAACCCAAGGAGAAGGAAUCUUGGUCCUGGCCCGGCUCCAAGUAAGGCCGGCUUCUCCCCAAGAGAAUGUGGAAGCCCUCUGGGGCAGUUCCUGCAAAAGUCCCUCUCCCAGCCCAAACCCAUACUAAAGCAUCGUGGCGGCGGGACAAUGAGCAGACCCCCCACACCCUCCCCGACUAGGACAGCCCCGUCUUCACCAUUUGGAGGACGCAGGCCUAUGGGGCCACCUUCUCCUCAGCAAGCAACACGGCGCUUUGAAAUGGCGGCUUUCGCCUCUUCUCCGAAAUCCACGAGGCAGUUCGGGGCUUCGGGGAAGCGCAAUAUCGCUCUCCCUCCUUCCCAUCCCGCGGCGAAACUACGAGAUGCUCUUCAGGAAGAGCUGCUCAACACGCUUCCGUUUAUAGGGUCGUCUUCCUACAAAACGCCACAGCAAGGCCUCGGCCUGCCUGGGAGGAAACCCAGCCAACCAGCCCUGAACCACGACAACAUCCAAAGGAACAGCCCUCACCUGUACCCCCGGCAAGGAAGCCGUAGGGUCACUAUCAGAGAGUCGCCGGCAGACCUGUCUCCUCACGCCCAGCCUCUCAUGGAUGCCAAUGGAUCGACAGAAGCACGGUGGAUGCAACAGCAGCAGUGGGAUUACGCGCCUGAAAGCAGAAUGCCAGCACCCUGGAAUCCCUCAGCCAAGAUGGGAGCUGCCGGAAGUCUGAGAAGCAUUUCAAGUUUGAACCAGCCUCCAAGUCCCACUCCUAGCGCCCGGAAGGCCUUCCUCCAGCGCAUCGGUCAGCCUCUGGCUGGGAUGGCACAGGCUGCUUCCUCCACCAGGCGGACUCUUGCGGAAACGUUGGGUCACCUGGAAGAUGAGAAUCCAUACCGGGCACAGUUUGGUCAGGCACCCGGACCUUCGCCAGGCUUUUCCAGGCGCCACUUCCCGCAGGACUUUCCUUCCGCUGCUCCGUCGCUGAAGCAAAUGGGAGAGGCAGCCUACACUCGGUCACCCAGUCCGAAAAUGGGGCAUAAAGUCCCGGGCGGGAAUUUGUCCUACGCCGUUUCUGGCGGCUUGCCUGGCCACUUGGGAAGACCCAAUCUGAGCCCCAUGUCCCAAAGAGCAGUUUCGUUCCAAGGGCCCCAUGCCAUGGGACGAGGGAACCCCUCCUUCGCGGGUUCCUCGCCCUUUCACGAUCAAUACAACAGACCGAGAAGACCAGGCUCUCCCCGUUUGCCAGCUGAGAUGCUAGAACCGGACAUGGAAGACGGUAUGGGCAGAUACGCGGUUGUGAUGCCCCAGAUCCAACGGAUGGGCUCUUCUUUCAGGAGAAGAUCCCGUAUGCAAAAGGACCCCUGGUCCGACUACCACACGGUCAGCGUCCACGAAAUGCCAAAUGAAUGGGGCUCGGAGAAGCUCUACCAGAGCCCUCCUGCAGAGAGUUUUAACCAACGGCCGUCUCGCCGAGGUGGAGAAAGCAGCGUGUUCUGGUACCUGACACGUGGAUCGUCGGCGCGCAACAAGGAAUAUGGUGGAGCGAACAAGAAUUGGCAGAGUAAGAUGCAGUCCGUCCAGAACUUGCAAUCCAUGAGCCAAGGAGAUAAAGGCGUGGAAGACAUGACCCAGCUGGAGGACCUCCACGAAAGCGUCGUUCUUCGCAACAUCAGAAGGAGAUUUGACCAGGGACUAAUUUAUACCUACAUAGGCAGCAUCUUAGUGUCUGUGAACCCUUACAAAAUGUACAACAUCUACGGGACGGACCACGUGCUGCAGUACGAAGGAAAAGCAUUGGGGGAGAACCCACCGCAUUUGUUCGCAAUCACAAAUAUUGCCUACAGCAAGCUGAGAGAUGCCAAACUCAAUCAGUGUAUUAUUAUCAGUGGCGAAAGCGGCUCCGGCAAAACGGAAGCUACCAAGCUGAUCCUACGAUACCUGGCAGCGAUCAACAAGAAACAUUCUGCGACACAGCAGAUCGAGAUUCUUGAAGCGACUCCUCUGCUGGAAUCCUUCGGAAAUGCCAAGACUGUGCGGAACGACAACUCCAGCAGGUUUGGGAAAUUUGUGGAAAUCUUUCUGGAGGACAAUGGGUUGAUUUGUGGUGCCAUUACCUCACAGUACCUUCUGGAGAAAUCGAGGGUCGUCUUUCAGGCCAAAAAUGAACGAAACUACCAUAUCUUUUAUGAGAUGCUGGCAGGCCUCCCUGCUCAGCAGAAGCGGAAAUUCUGUCUUCAAGAAGCAGAAACUUACUAUUACCUGAACCAGGGAGGUAACUGUGAGAUUCCUGGCAAGGUGGAUGUGGAGGAUUUCCAUCGGCUCCUCGACGCCAUGGAGAUCCUGCGUUUCAGCGCCCACGAACAGGACAGCAUCUUCCGAAUUCUGUCUUCCAUCCUUCACCUAGGGAAUGUCUACUUCGAAAAAUAUGAGACAGAUUGCCAGGAAGUGGCUUCGGUCGUGAGUGCCAGAGAGAUCCGUGUCGUGGCCGAGCUGCUGCAGAUCUCGCCUGAGGGCUUGCAGAGGGCCAUCACCUUCAAAGUGACGGAGACCAUGAGGGAGAAGAUUUUCACACCACUCACUGUCGAUAGUGCUGUGGAUGCCAGAGACGCCAUUGCCAAGAUCCUCUACUCCCUCCUCUUCAACUGGCUCACUGACAGGAUUAACAAGCUUAUCUACCCCAGGCAAAACACCCUGUCCAUUGCUGUCUUGGAUAUCUACGGCUUUGAGGAUCUCGGCUUCAACAGCUUUGAGCAGCUGUGCAUCAAUUACGCAAACGAGUAUCUUCAAUUCUUCUUCAAUAAGAUCGUCUUCAAGGAGGAGCAGGAGGAAUAUAUUCGGGAGCAGAUUGAGUGGAAAGAAAUCGCCUUCAACGACAACCAACCUUGCAUUGACCUCAUCGCCCAGAAGCCUCAUGGGAUUCUGAAGAUCCUGGAUGACCAAAGCAGUUUCCCCCAGGCCACGGAUCACACGUUUCUCCAGAAAUGCCACUACCACCAUGGCGCCCACCUGCUGUAUUCCAAGCCAAAGAUGCCGCUGCCUGAGUUCUCCAUUAGGCACUAUGCGGGCAAAGUCACCUACCAGGUGCAUAAGUUCUUGGAUAAAAACUACGAUCAAGUUCGACAGGACGUCCUGGACCUUUUUGUCAACAGCAAAACCAAAAUGGUGGCCCACUUGUUCUUCAGCCAUGCACAAGUGGUGGCCCAGCAGAAGACGGUGGUCGGAAGGAGCAGCACCAGCAGGCGGAAGUUCAAACCCCAAACCGUGGCGGCAAAAUUUCAGCAGUCGCUCUUGGACCUCAUGGAGAGGAUGGAGAGGUGCAACCCUUUCUUCGUUCGCUGCAUCAAACCCAACAAUAAGAAGGAGCCGGGACUUUUUGAGACUGAAAUAGUCAGCAGUCAGCUGCGCUACUCGGGGAUUCUAGAGACCAUCCGUAUCCGCAAAGUGGGCUUUCCCGUCCGCAUCCCCUUCCAGAUCUUCCUUGACAGGUACCGCUGCCUUGUUGAUAUCAGACCAGACAUCAUCCCCGAUGGCUGGAAUUGUGUGGGAGUGCUGAAGAAGCUGUGUCCAGUCACCCCAGAGAUGUACUGCAUUGGAGCCACCAAGCUCUUCAUGAAGGAGAGCAUCUACCAGAUACUGGAAAGCAAGCGGGAGCGCAUGGUUCACAUGGCGGUGGUGACCCUGCAGCGGUACACGCGAGGCUUCCUGAUCAAGAAACGCUUCUACGCCCUUCGCCACAAGAUCAUCCUCCUCCAGGCGCGGGCGCGGGGCUUCCUUGUCAGGCAAAGGUAUCGGAGGCUGCGAAGAACCCUCAUCAAGGUCAGGUGCCUGGUGCGCAUCUAUGUGAACCGCAGGAGGUACCUCAAGGCUACGCUGGCACCUGCCCCAGUGCUGGGCACGCAGGCAGCAGCCUUGCCCAGCGGCUCAAGGGACGCCAUGAAGAGCGUCCGUUUCAGGAUGGAUGGGCUCGGAGACACCAGGAAGGAGGAGGAACGCCGGAGGGCCGAGGAAGAGAGGAGAAAGGCUGAGCAGGAGCUGAGCCGUCGAGAAGUGAUGAGAGUCGCCAACUUGGAAGUCCCUGCGGAGCUAGUUGGACUGCUGAAUACUGUGGCUGGUGAGCUAUUAUCACAGGUGAAUGAAGACUGCGUCGUCCACGUCCCGCCCCCCAAGUUGCAGGCAGACUCCCAGCUCGCUCUGCCGCUCGACAUCAACAACUACCCCAUGGCCAAGUACGUGCGGACCCACUUCAAGGACCCCUUUUUCGGCAUGCUCACCAAGACGCUGGCAGCCCCUCUGACGUUGUUAGAUGAGAGCCUGCGAUAUGAAGCGCUCAGCCUCUUCAAGCUGAUCCUCCGCUUCAUGGGCGACCCCCACCUCAAUGGCACCCAGGAGAACCUGUUUGGGAACUACAUUGUGCAGAAGGGGCUGUCGACCCCAAGCCUGCGGGACGAGAUCCUGUCCCAGAUCGCCAACCAAGUAUGGCGGAACACCAACGUCCACAACGAAGAGCGCGGCUGGCUCCUUCUGGCCUCCUGCUUCAGCGCCUUCGUGCCGUCCCCCAGCCUGGAGAAAUACUUGUUGAAGUUUGUUUCUGACUAUGCCUUUGACGGCUACAAGCCCAUUUGCCAGCACAAGCUAAUGCAAGCCAUGGCGAAGACCCAGUAUGGUACAGAAGCCACCCGGGCCUAUCCGCCCACCCUUCUAGAGUGGACAGCCAACCGAGACAGAGUCAACAUGGCCCUGGAUGUUUACUGCUUCAAUGGAGAUCACUUCUCUUGCCCCAUCCAUUCCUGGACCACAGGAGAAGGCCUUAGUGAGAACAUCCUGAAAUACAGGGGGCUUGCAGACGGAUGGCAAGGCUGGUCGGUCGCCAUGAAGGAAGGCAACCAGUGGGCCGAGCUGGCCGGCCACGACUACGUUCUGGACUUGAUUUCUGACCUGGAGCUGAUCCGAGGCUUCCCAAAGCAAAAGUCCUAUUUCAUAAUCGCCUCGGAAGGUUCGGAGAAGAACGUCGGUGGUAAAGCAGUAUUCAGACACGGUUUGGACCCAAACGAGGCGGUUCCUCCCCCACCGCUUACGAAGGCCCCCACGGUGGCCCCCACCCACCUGCCAGACUCGGAGGGAUACUGCAGCCAUGCAGAUUCAGACACCUUCAGCGAGCCCCGGAGCCAGAAAGGAUUGGAUCAUUACCUGGACAGCCUCUUUGAUCCUGUCCUGUCCUAUGGGAAUGGGGAGCUGGAGAGACCAGCCGCCGUCUCCUACAGGAUGAAAGGCGGAGGCCAGAUUGGACGGGGCAACGGAGACCAGAGAAAUGGCGACAGCGCACCUCCUGACGUACCCCAAACAUCCGGGAAGAGCGAGGCCACGUUAUUGAUGCAGCAAGCUUACCAGAACCAGCAGGACUCACUUCUGAAGCAGCACCACGCCGCUGUGGCGGCAGCGGGCAGCACAGCCCCUCCCAGCGCACCCCAAUACUCCAGGCCCGGAUCUCCCCAACAAAGAAAUCCUGAGAGGAUUCAGAAGAUUGGCCCCAGGUCUCCAGCAGGCCUGCCGUUCCAGAGAGAAGCAGAGAAAGGAAUGGUGGACGGAGCGGCAGCGUCUCUUGGUCUCGCGCCAGACAGGCCCGUCUUUCAGAAAUCUGAUCCUGCCUCCAGGCUGCGGGCUGGCGAGCUCGUCCGGCAUUCCAAGCUGAACUCCGAGCACAUCUCCGAGCCGACGCAAAACAUCCGCAACAUUAUCAAGCAGUAUCAACAACCCGCCCGAGCUCCGGAGCCCAUCAGGAAGGAAGGUGGGAAAGUCUUUGUGAAGAAAAUGGAUCCUCACGAAGAAGCCUUGAUGAUCCUCAAGGGACAGCUGGCUGCCACGGAGGCACCUGUGCGGCCCGCUCCGGUCACCCGGGAAACGCCGGCAAAGGAAACCAUCGCCAUGGUGAAGCCCGUGACAUGUGCCAAGGUGGCCGUGCCGCCCGCCAUCCGCUCGCCACCUGCCAUCCCCAGGUCUUUCCCGGAGGCAUCUCCAGUGCCCAUCUCCCGGGAAUUAGCGUCUGAGGAUGAACAGGUCCAGACGCGGCUUCACCGCCGGUGCAGCGAGGAAUUCUACACUUACCGCAACGUCUCCUGGAGAAUCUAUCUCAGGAAAGAGGUUUUUCACCCCAAAGAAAGCAUCAACAAUCCUCUUCUGCUAGAUCUCCUCUUCCGGCAGAUCUUCAACGACACCCUCUCGGAGGCCUGCAUUCGCAUCACGCAGGAGGAGAGGCUACGCAUGAAAGCCCUCUUUGCGGAAAACAAGCUGGAUUCCUUCAGUCCGGUGGCCGACGAAAGCGUUAAGAAAGAGAUCCUCAGCGUUGCCCGGGAAGGCUGGGAAGUGUAUUUCUCCCGUCUUUUCCCCGCUACGGGCAGCGUGGGCACCGGGGUGCAGAUCCUGGCGGUGUCCGACACGGGGAUCAAGCUGCUGCGGCUGGUCAAGGGGGCCAAUUUGCCCGGCGAGCAGCUCCGGGUGCUGCGUGGCUACAAUUACGGCGACAUCCUCUUUGUGACCAUCCCCUCGAGGAACAUGCUGGAGUUCAACCUCACCAGUGAGAAGCUCAUCCUUUUCUCCCCGAAAGCCUCGCAGGUGAAGGCCUUCGUCGACUAUUUCAUCACCGAGCUCAAGAAGGAUUCGCAGUACAUGGUUGCCAUCAAAAACCACAUCGCCGAUGACAAGAGCCUGUUACGUUUCCAUAAAGGAGACAUCAUUUGCCUGCGGCCCAUGGAGGGCUUGGAACAAGACCGCUAUUACGGCUGCGUGGUGCGCAAGCGGGUGAUGCUGCUGGAGGACGUGAAGAAAGGCACCCUGGAUUUUGGAUGGAAGUUUGGCGCCAUCUACGGGAAAUCGGGCUUCUUCCCUGCGGAUUGUGUCCAGCCGGUGGCAGCGCCGGACUUCACCCACCUGCCUGCGGAGAAGAAAGAGGAGCCCAGGGACAAGCAGGCCAAAGUGGCCGUCUCAGCCUCAGUGGCCGUGGCCGUGGCGUCGGCAGCUGUGGCCCAAGAGCUGGACAAGAAGAUCGAGGCGUCUCCAGCAGUCAGCGAGUACACGGAGAGCGUGGAAGAAUUUCAGGGCGCCACGGACAGCGGCCCACGCAGCGGCCAUUUCGCCAUGCUGGAGUUUGCCAAGAAGUAUUUUCGAGAAGGGCAGAGGGCAAAGAUGGAUUCCGACAAGCAGAAACCCAAGAAAGGCAGCGAAUCUAAGGGCGUAGCAGAGACUCUGAAAUUCACCAAGUUGCCCAUCCAGGAGUCGCUCAUUGAAUUCACCGACGGCAGCCUGAACAAAAUAGCGGCAGAAGCCUUCCAAGCUGUGAUGAAGUUCAUGGGCGACCUCCCACUCAAAGGACAAACCGAGCUGGACGUGGUCUGUGCUCUGCUGAAGCUCUGCGGAGACCAUGAGGUCAUCAGGGAUGAGGUUUUUUGCCAGAUUAUGAAACAGAUCACAGACAACACCAGCACCAAGACCGACAGCUGCCAAAAAGGAUGGAGGCUGCUGUACAUCAUGAGUGCCUACUACAGCUGCUCCGAGGUCCUCAAGCCUUACCUUCUGUGGUUCCUCCAGGAGAUCUGCAGCAGUCCUGUUUUGCAUUUCCAAGGCAUCGCCAAAGCCUGCGAGCAAAACCUGCAGAAAACCUUCCAGUUUGGCGGCCGCUGCGAGUUCCCCAGUAACAUUGAGCUCAAGGCUAUGGUGGCCGGAAGGAGCUCCAAGCGCCAGCUCUUCCUCCUGCCGGGAGGGAUUGAGAAGCACCUGAAGAUCAAAACGUGUUCGGUUGCCCUGGAUGUGAUAGAGGAGAUAUGCUUUGAAAUGGGUCUGCAGCGGCCGGAAGCCUUUGACGAAUACAUCAUUUUUGCCGUCGCCAACAGGAAUCAGAACGUCCGGCCUUUGAACAAAAAGGAAUACAUCCUUGACGUCGCCAUGGAGAUGGAGAACAUGGACAGCAGCUAUAUGUUCUGGUACCGGCGCGUCAUCUGGGCCCUGCCGCUAAAAUUUGAGAACGAGCUGUACGUCACCAUGCACUACAAUCAGGUGCUGCCCGAUUAUCUGAAAGGUCUCUUCAACACUCUCCCUCCCAUGACGCCAACCCAGCAACAGUUCCAGCAGGUCUCCAAGCUGGCUGCUUUGCAGCACCGAGCGAAGGACGGCGUCAGCCUGCCAACCCAACGGGAGGUCCAAGACUACAUCCCGCCCCAGUUCUUUGACCUGCAGAAGGCCCCGUCAUGGCUGGACAUGGUCAUGCACCACAUGCAGCAAGCCCAGGCCCUGAGCGCUCACCAGGCCCGGGCACAGUUCCUAGGGCUUCUGAGCGCUUUCCCAAUGUUUGGCUCGUCCUUCUUCUACAUCCAGAGCUGUAGCAACAACACGGUCGUCUCCCCCUGCAUCCUGGCCGUGAACCAGAACGGACUCAACUUCCUGAACAAGGAAACCCACGAACCCAUUGUGACGUUCUCUCUGAAAGAGAUCCAGUCUACGCGCACCCAGCGGCCUUCAGCUGGAUCCAGCUACCCCUAUGUGGAGAUUAUGCUGGGAGACCUGAUGUCCCAACGGAUCACGCAGUUGCAGCUGGAGCAGGGCCUGGAGCUCUGCCGCGUCAUCGCCACCCACAUGGAGAGCUUGCUCCACGCCCGCGAAAAGCGGCUCACCCUCCCGCCUAGCGAGAUUACGUUGCUGUGA